CUCCAAACACCAAAGAGUUGUUUGUUCUAAAAAAGUCAAGAAAAUGGGAAUCAUAGUUCCAGUAUUGACCCUUGUUUUCCUCUUGCUUACCACAAUGAGCCAUGCUGCCUUCAAACCGAGGAUGAUUCUGGUUGGUGGAUAUGUUGGGGCGUGGAAGGUUCCAGAUUCUCCCAGCAACACUCUCAAUCACUGGGCUGAGGCAAAUCGUUUCAAAGUCGGCGACGUUCUUGUGUGGAAUUAUGACGCGAAAGUGGAUUCGGUGUUACAAGUGACAAAAGAAGAUUACGAUAGUUGUAACACAGCAAAGCCCUUGAAGCAGUUCAAUGAUGGAGACACAAAGUUCAAGCUAGACAACUCAGGAGCUUACUUCUUCAUCAGUGGUGCUCCUGGAAGCUGCACUAAAGGCGAGAAGAUUCAUCUUGUUGUUUUGGCUGAACGCAGUAAUCCUGGUGGCGGUAGCGGUGAGGGUGGCAGUCCUGUGGUUUCUCCUGUUAGUAGUCCACCGGCGCUUUCAAGUCACGCUCCAGCUCCAGCUCCAAACGCUGCGGUUGGAUUGAAGGUUGGAAGCGGUUUGUUCUUGACCGCGUUUGCGAUUGGUUUGGCUAUGGCUUAGAGGCAUUGAUCGAGAGA
This is a messenger RNA of Brassica oleracea var. oleracea, 630 nucleotides long. RefSeq names its product early nodulin-like protein 3. Gene Ontology annotation, cellular component: plasma membrane. The coding region runs from base 44 to 613 and encodes 189 amino acids. The record is from RefSeq and is a predicted model, not a curated record. The transcript is spliced from 2 exons. Gene Ontology annotation, molecular function: electron transfer activity. Lineage: Eukaryota; Viridiplantae; Streptophyta; Magnoliopsida; Brassicales; Brassicaceae.